GAUAAAGAACUGUGUGAGUUAUGGCCACUUUCUUUGGGCUUAUGAGUUCUCGAGGGUUUCUUUGGUUGCAACUGGCCAUUUUCAUAUGGCAAGCCAUACGACCAGCUGCAACAAUGAGGGUGCCAUGGGCAUUGUUUAGUACCGCUGUCUAUAAGAUCUUUCGAGGGAAAAAGUUUGACAACGAGCAUUUCAUCUUGCUGUCAACAGAUCACAACGAAACAGCUGAUUCUGACCUCUUCUGUAAAAGCUACUACAAAGACAAGAACCCUCUUACCCAAGAUUUUACAGAGACUAGCUUGGUUAAAAGACUUACGCAGCUACCAUUUGAUAACAUUGAUACAACCAGAGGAGAAUUCCACUUCAAAACGAAAGCUUUCAGGGUUGAAAUAACCAAAGAGCCAAGUAACAAUGAACUAGUAAAGUUUAAGCUAGAGUUGAAGGAAGUACUGUAUGACCUUGUAAAGGCCUCAUUCACAAUGACCCAAGAUUCUUUCAAAAGUUACAUUGGCUGCUGGAAGUUAUUAGAGGAGGGCUCUGCAGGCUUGGUUCGAGCAGUUGAGAAAGGUAUGCUUAUUAAAAACAUUAAUUUGUUUGGUUUCGAGGAGACCAUCAACCUUUUCUGGGGAAGCCAGGUGAAUGUUUAUGAAGUUGAAGUUGAACAAGAGUACCGAUAUUUGGUUGCUGGUAACAACAAUAAAAACUUAUAUCAAGUUUGAUAGAAUGGAAUCCUUACUGCAGCUGACUAUCGCAAGGAAAUGUGGGUGGUGGCAGAGACAAAGCAGCAGUAGUUUCUUGUUUGCAGUAGAACAAAGAUGGACAAAGUCAGGUCAGUUCAGUUGUGUUUAUGUUUAGGGCUGCAGUUAUUCUGGCUCUAAAACGGACUUUUCAUAGUCUGAUAGCUAUGUGUUAGUCAAUCACAGUCCUUUAUUAUUGUUUUGGAACCAGAAUAGACGCAUCCUGUGUUUAACUGUGAUCAGAUAGUUUUCAUUAGCAUCUCAACAUAUGUUUUUAUUUCAAGGUCUAGUACUAUAUGGUCAGUUGAACUAGCUUGGUGUUCUGUGCACUGUGUUUUCUUCAAAUUUGUGAAGAUAUUUCAUAUUGGACAAAAAGGAAAUGCAUCAGUUGAUUUAUGCUGUUGGAAAUAGUUCCUAUGAUCAAUAUAAAAUUAAUGUGCUAUUUAAAUUAGUUUUACAAGGCCUAUUAUCCGGCCUAUCCAUGGCUAUUCUUCA
This is a messenger RNA of Cryptomeria japonica (Japanese cedar), 1229 nucleotides long. RefSeq lists its product as uncharacterized. The transcript is spliced from 2 exons. The coding region runs from base 21 to 716 and encodes 231 amino acids. Lineage: Eukaryota; Viridiplantae; Streptophyta; Pinopsida; Cupressales; Cupressaceae. The record is from RefSeq and is a predicted model, not a curated record.